Molecule: messenger RNA, 2583 nt
Organism: Anopheles aquasalis
Lineage: Eukaryota; Metazoa; Arthropoda; Insecta; Diptera; Culicidae
Gene: RNaseZ
Product: ribonuclease Z
Biological process (GO): mitochondrial tRNA 3'-end processing
Cellular component (GO): mitochondrion
Molecular function (GO): 3'-tRNA processing endoribonuclease activity
Source: RefSeq, a predicted model, not a curated record
CGCAAAUCACGAACACGUUUUUGUGUGUUUCUUCUAAAAUCUUUCGUUAGUCCGCAUUUUACCCUCUAUGUAUAGCGUGUCCAGAUUAGUGUACCCUUAUGUAGUUAGUCAUUAUUCCCUCGCGAGUCGCUGGUAUUCUGGGAUCAACGAGAAACUACGAAAAGUGCUCAGCAAGAUGCCGCUCGACCCAAAACACAUCGCCGAGGCGCAGAAACAGCGGUUAAAGUUGAAGCAGAAAGUGGCUAAAAUUUCACCCGGCAUCGUCAAUCUGCAAGUACUGGGCUGCGGAGCGCCGGGUACUCCGGCGUCCGUGUACCUGUUCACGGACCAGACCCGGUACCUGUUUAAUUGCGGCGAGGGCACGCAGCGGCUCGCGUACGAGCACAAGACGAAGCUGUCCUGCUUGGAGAACAUUUUCAUGACUCGCACCAGCUGGGACCGUAUCGGGGGUCUACCGGGCAUCUGCCUGACCAUGCAGGACGUCGGCGUGCCGGAGGUUUCGCUUCACGGACCACCGGGACUGGGCGAGCUGUUCAAGGCGAUGCGCCGUUUCGUCAUCCUGAAGGACAUGAAGGUAGAAGCGGCCGAGUACGGCACCGGUGAUGUGUACGAAGAUCACGUCAUGACCCUGCGGUAUGUAGUCAUCUCCCGGGAAACAGGAAAUGCACCGACGGAAGGCGACGAACAGGAACAGGACGCGCCGGUAGACGACACCGAUUACUACGCGUAUGAACGGAAGAAAGAGUCCUCGUCCUCGAAGGACGAAAGCAGCCAAAAGUGUCCCGGUACGAGGUGGAUCAAACGGCAGGAGGAGAGUGUGAUGGCUUACAUCUGCAAGCUAAAGCCACGGCAAGGACAGCUUUCGUUAGAAAAAUGCGUUGAACAAGGAGUUCCAGCCGGGCCGUUGUUGGGCCAGCUGAAGAACGGCAACGACGUGACGCUUCCCGAUGGUCGGCUCGUGCGAUCGUGCGACGUUCGCGCUCCUGACGAUCCCGGACCAGUGUUCAUCUUCCUUGACAUUCCCAGCGAAGAAUAUUUCAAAGAUUUCCAGCAAAAAGCGGACAUUUUUGCACCUUACCAACAGGAGGCAACUGCGGAUUCCGAUCAUGCCAUGUUCGUCAUUCACUUUAGCCCUUUGAACGUGAUGCGCUGCCCAGAAUAUAAGCAAUUUAUGGACCGUUUCUCCGCCAGCACAAGGCACAUUGCAUUGAACGAAGUGAACAGCUUCUCAGGAUACAUCGCUGCGCACCGCAUUCAACAUCAUCUGAAUCAGCUGGACGAUCAGAUAUUCCCUCUCCUGAAAGAAGAAAACAAUGACUACAACCAAGCGCUCGCAGAAGAUGGUCAUUUGGUCCGAUCUUCCUCAUUGAGCUACCUGCACAUAAGACCCUCAAAGGGAAUUGAAAGAACACAAGAGGCGUCAUUAAAUUCUGCGGAAUAUCUGGGCGAACUGGAUAUAUUACCUGACUUCAAGAGUACGCUGGCGGAUUGGAAACGCCAACAGGAGAAACAUAACGAGCAGCGUGUGAGAGCGGCCCGAGAAUCCCAGUUUCCGCGUUUGGUUUUCCUUGGAACAGGCUCUUCAAUACCAAACAAAACGCGAAACGUUAGCGCAACAUUGAUCUUGACGAAUCCUCAAUCAUCAAUUUUGCUGGACUGUGGCGAAGGUACGGUAGGUCAAAUAGUGAGAUUUUUUGGAAAAACACAGGCAGAGAGCGUCCUAAGAUCGCUCAAGGCAGUCUACAUUUCUCAUCUCCAUGCGGAUCAUCAUUUAGGGUUAAUUGGUCUGCUGCAGACACGACGAAAGCUGUUUGGUGACAGCUGUGAGCCGUUACUGUUACUCGCUCCGGAGCAAAUUUCGUACUGGCUUCGUCUGUAUGAUUGCAGAUUCGAGAACAUUCAUAAGGAUUAUGUGCUCAUCAAGAAUGCCGAUAUGCUGGAAAAUCCUUUCAAAGAUGAACGUUUACUAGAAAUGGGCAUUACAGAGGUGGCAACCUGUCGAGUGCGUCAUUGUCCACAUUCGUUCGGAGUGGCACUGAACACAAUCGCUCUCGGAAGCUCGCGCACAGACGAGGAGAACGUAAAGAUUACCUACAGUGGUGAUACCAUGCCUUGCGAAAGCCUUAUCGAAUUGGGCCGUGGCUCAACGGUGCUCAUACACGAAGCUACGAUGGAAGAUGAGCUGGUGGCGGAGGCGAGACUCAAAAUGCACAGUACACUAUCGCAAGCCAUCGAACAAGGACGAAAAAUGGGUGCUCGAUACACGUUGCUGACACACUUUAGCCAGCGCUACGCCAAAAUCCCACGCCUACGGCCGGAUCAGCAGCGAGAAGGUUUAGGUGCGGAUUUGGGGAUAGCGUUUGAUAACAUGGAGGUUACCCUGGAUGAUCUACCAACGCUGUGCAACAUGUACCCCGCACUGAAAGCUAUGUUCAUUAGUCACUUUGAGGAAAUGGAGCAAAAGGCUAUUAAGCGAGGCAACAAGAAGAUGCGGCUAGAAGUCGCUCGGAACGGCAGCAAAGAAAGCUCUCCCACGAGAAUCGGCGCAGAAAAGUAAUAAAGUUAAACCACGUUGUUUAUAUA